AUGCCCCGAUCUCCUAAAGCGAAGCGACCCAUUGCAGCAACCCACGAGCCUUCUGUGGCUCACUCAAAGACUAUCGAGAAUGCUGUGCGUCCAGCUGUAGAGAUCCAGGAACGGCGUCCAGCUUCACCAGUACAGUGGACGAGGACGCGAGUGAAUCGUCGUCCACAAUACCACGAGAAGGCCUCAUUUCUCGAGCGAGAGUCGUUCAAAGGUCUUGGGUUGGGUACAGCAGAGCCCUACAGUACUUGGUUUCCAGGUACUACACUGGGAGAAUCGUAUCGCGUUGCCGAUACUAUAUUCCAGGCAGCGCAUCAAGCAUCUCGAGAGACACGACCUGUUUCAUGGGGAUAUGGGUACACCGAUGGAGCGCUGGGGCAUAAUAAUACUCGACGUGUAGUGGAGAUGAAGACUUUGGUAUCAUUUCGUCGAAGUAUUGUGCGAGCUGUAUCGGCAGGAGAUCGAUUAAGUCUUUUUCUUACAGAUGACAAUUGGAUUUUCCAGUCUGGACGCUUGUUCGAGAAGCAGGAUGGCUGUAAUAUGUGGAAACCGGAUGAGAUUAAGCUGGAAAGCCGUGCUACUAUCGUUGCCGUAACAGCUGGACACCUCGCAGCGUACGCAGUUGAUGAUCAAGGACGGUUGUAUUCGUGGGGUACGCAGAUUUUCGGCCAACUGGAACCGCCGGUAAGAGCUGUCGUCGUGGAAAGGCACCCGAGACUGGUCGAAGACCUGAAUGGCCAUAGCAUAGUUAAGAUCUUUGCUGGAAACCACUUCGCCGUCGCUCUCACAAGUACUGGAUUAGUGUUUUCUUGGGGUCGAGGUUGUUUCGGACAGCUUGGUAAUGGCGACGUGGCUGACAACAGUAGUCCCGCUCGAAUCGAAGCUCUGAAAGACUCUAUCGCCAUCGAUAUAUCAGCUGGAAUGAGUCACGUGGUAGGCGUUUUCGUCCCAAGGGGAAAAAACCAUUCGUCAAACCAGCACGAAGAGAGUUUAGCAACCGAGCACACCGUCGUGAUGGUAUGGGGUCGAGGAAAGCACGGAUGUCUGGGCCUGGGAGGCUCUAGUAACGAGCUACUCCCAAGGGAAAAUAUCUUCUUUCGAGGAUUAGGAGCCGUCAAAGUCGCAGCCGGAACAGAUCACUCGCUGGUUCUGUGUAGAGCCGGCGCUCAGACUUUCGUGUAUGCGUUUGGAGGCAAUCAUUUGGGGCAGUUAGGGAUUGCGUCCAGUGCCGACCACGUCGAUAUGCCCUCGUUCCUGGACGAGUUUGUCAAUGUCCAUGUAGCAGACAUUGGAGCUGGGGCGCACUAUUCUGCAGCUCUUACAGGUGAUGGCCAAGUAUUCACGUGGGGCGAUGCGCGUUACGGCAAAACGUGUCGAGCUGACGGACGGACGACAUAUGUACCGUGGAAUGUUGACCUGCCAAGUAACAUUCCUAGUAGUACUUUUGUUUCGCAGCUCUCGGUUGGGUCGCAUCAUUGUUUGGCUCAACUUCGCAUCGGUGGACAAAUAGAUCGGUGGAGAAAGUUCCCACUUGGUGGAAUUCUACCAGCUUUAAGUCACAAGGAUCAGAGCAGUAAAGUGUCAGUUUGUCAGUGCAACAGUUCGCAAACGACGACACACAACACUCUUGGCAUCUUCAUCCAAUGUGACACUUGUCACGUAUCACCGCUGUGUCGAGUGUGCAGUCGUCGAUGUCACAGGGGGCACGUACUUCAGCCAACUGCUAUUGGACGAGGUCUGCAGCAAUGGUAA
Molecule: messenger RNA, 1749 nt
Organism: Phytophthora infestans T30-4
Lineage: Eukaryota; Oomycota; Peronosporomycetes; Peronosporales; Peronosporaceae
Exons: 8
Coding region: 1-1749 (582 amino acids)
Source: RefSeq, a predicted model, not a curated record